Molecule: messenger RNA, 696 nt
Organism: Cornus florida
Lineage: Eukaryota; Viridiplantae; Streptophyta; Magnoliopsida; Cornales; Cornaceae
Product: nuclear transport factor 2A
Exons: 2
Coding region: 106-474 (122 amino acids)
Biological process (GO): nucleocytoplasmic transport
Cellular component (GO): nuclear pore central transport channel
Source: RefSeq, a predicted model, not a curated record
CCCCCACUUUCCCAAUUUUCUCUCUCAAGUCUCAUUGUCUCAACAUUGUGUGCGCUGUGGCGUGAGUUGUAAGCGAGGUUAGGCGAAGAAUCAGGUACGGCGGCGAUGGAUCCAGACGCGGUGGCGAAGGCGUUCGUGGACCACUACUACACCACUUUCGAUGCGAAUCGGGCGGGACUUGCUAACUUGUACCAGGAGUCAUCGAUGUUAACCUUCGAAGGUCAGAAGAUCCAAGGCUCUCAAAACAUAGUCGCCAAACUCACCAGCCUUCCCUUCCAGCAGUGCAAGCACAGCAUCACCACCGUCGAUUGCCAACCCUCUGGCCCCGACGGUGGUGUGCUCGUCUUCGUCAGCGGCAACCUCCAACUCGCCGGCGAACAACACGCCCUCAAGUUCAGCCAGAUGUUCCAUCUGAUGCCAGCACAGGGUAGCUUUUAUGUGUUCAAUGACAUAUUCCGGUUGAACUAUGCAUGAAGACAAUGAAUAGCUCAAAACAGAGGGCGGAUAAUACUCGCCUGAAUUCCCCUCACUUGUGUUAAAGUUCCAGACAUUUAUAGUGAGAUUGAUGAUAUAUUUUUUUCCUCUUUCUUUUGAAUUGGUUAUGUUAAGGGAUUGCUGCUUGUGGUUGGAUGAUCUUUGAAAGAUGCUCUCUCAUAUCCGUUUUGGUUCUUUUAUAAAUGGAUUGGUUGCGGGAUA